Molecule: messenger RNA, 5448 nt
Organism: Camponotus floridanus (Florida carpenter ant)
Lineage: Eukaryota; Metazoa; Arthropoda; Insecta; Hymenoptera; Formicidae
Gene: Isha
Product: protein SCAF8
Exons: 15
Coding region: 163-4998 (1611 amino acids)
Cellular component (GO): nucleus
Molecular function (GO): RNA binding
Source: RefSeq, a predicted model, not a curated record
UAUGGCUCGGCUACAUAGUGUGUGGUGAAGGAGACAUGCGAGUCUUAAAGCGGACAUCGCAUUACGUUACGUGAGAUUUAACGACGACGGCGACGACGACGACGACGACAACAACAAUAAUAAUAAUAAUACAACAAAGACGGCUCCUUUUUUUGCCUCGCGAUGGAUGCAGUGAAAUCGUUCAACGCGGAGCUAUCCGCUCUUUAUGAUGUUAAACCACCGAUUUCAAAAGCCAAAAUGAAUUCACUUACACGAGGAGCCAUCAAAGCAAUAAAAUUCUAUAAGCAUGUUGUACAAAGUGUGGAAAAAUUUAUUCAAAAGUGCAAGGCAGAAUAUAAAGUACCAGGAUUAUAUGUAAUAGAUUCAAUUGUCAGACAAUCCCGACAUCAGUUUGGAAUGGAGAAAGAUGUAUUUGCUCCACGAUUUGCAAAAAAUAUGCAGACUACCUUUCUCAAUCUUUUGAAGUGCCCACAAGAGGAUAAAAGCAAAGUUAUACGUGUACUGAAUCUUUGGCAAAAGAAUGCAGUUUUCCCACCAGAAGUUAUUCAACCGCUUUUUGAUCUAGCAGAUCCAAAUCAUCCAAUACAUAAGGAACAGCCAGUAAAUAGCAAUGGUACAUUAAAUACAUCAUCUGGAAAUAAUAUAAGUAAUGUAAGUGCAGUUACUAAGACUCCACCAUCUACCAUUAAAAAUACUGUAAAGGAUUCAAAAUUGUUUUCAACUGGAAAAACAAUCGAUCCGGUAUGGCUUGCACAAACAAAAGUAGAAGCAGCGAAUAUAGUCAAUGCCAAUAAACUUUUGAAUCAAUCUAACUCCAGUCAAAUGGACCCUUCUAUUUUCGAUCAAUUACAAUGUUUACAACAAUUACUUUUGAAAAAGCAAGAUGUCACAAGUGAACCAAAAAGUUCAGUCAAAUUUGAUAAAAAAUUGCUAGAUUUUGAUUAUGGCGAGGAAGAGGAUGAUGAUGUAGUUAUUUCUAAUUCUCCAAAUGCAACUGCAUCAAGCAACACUCAGCAUAAUACAAUUUCAACAAACAAUAGUCUAGAGAGCCUAGGACUAUUGUUAGCAAAUCCAGAGGUUUUGAGACAAUUGCAAACUUUACAACAAACUAUGCAAAGCAAUGCUUCUUCACAACAUGAAAUGGAAGAAAAGAUGCGCAAGCUGCAACAAAUGAAACAGCAAGAAGAAGAAUUUGAUAAACAUUUAGCACAAACUGUUCCUAAUCUUCCAUUUGCAUCCGAAUGUGAAUUAAAGCCAUCUGAUAUUUUAAAACCAAAUACUCAAAAUUAUGCAUCAAAUGUGAACAGCAAUAUGUUACAAGAUAUGAGUCAGCCACCACCUGGUUAUCCACCAGCUUUACCAUUUACGUCUCAAUCUUUAUCAAAUAUUAGACAAAUUAAUCAAUCUGCACAUCAAAAUCAAAAGAGUCCGUUAAUUGACGAGCGUCAAGAAACGCAAGAUUACUCUGGAAACAACACCAGACGUGAUAGUAGCAGUGUAGAAAUUGUAAAUUGCGAGAAUACGAGUUCACAAAGUAGAUCGCCAGAACGGUAUCGACAUCAUAGUCGGUCUCGGUCUCCACGGCAUAGAGAUAGAGACAGAGAUCGGGACAGAGAUAGAAAAUCUCGUUCUAGAAGCAGAUCGCGGCGAAGAAGAUCUCGUUCAAGAGACAGAGGACGCGAUAGGAAACGUGAGGAUAGCCGAGAAAAGUUGACGGAAGAAGAACGGGAAAAAGAAAGAGAGCGACGCAAACGCGGUUUGCCACCGAUAGUCAGGGAUAAAUUGAGUGUUUGCAGUACGACACUUUGGGUGGGGCAUUUAUCAAAACUUGUGCAUCAAGAAGAAUUGUCAGAUACAUUUGGGGAACUUGGCGAUAUUGUUAGUAUUGACUUAAUUUCACCGAGAGGUUGUGCUUUUAUAUGUAUGAAUCGAAGGCAGGAUGCAUAUCGGGCGCUUACAAAAUUGAAAAACCAUAAAAUGCAAGGCAAAGCUAUUACGUUAGCGUGGGCGCCUGGUAAAGGUGUAAAAGGCAAAGAAUGGAAGGACUACUGGGAAGUAGAAUUGGGCGUUAGUUACAUCCCUUGGAAUAAAUUGAUUAACAUUACUGAUCAAGACUUGGAGUUAUUGGAAGAAGGCGGAAUGAUAGAUGAAGAUACAUUACCUCCCUAUUUAAAAGGAAAACUAAAGCACGCUGUCACGAAUGCUGAUAUACUACAACAACAGUUGCAGCUGCAACAACAAGCACUUGCUGCUGCCGCUGGUGCUCCCAUUCCUACAUUAACGGACGGCAUUGUGAACGUUAUACAGUCGUCAGCUAAUUCGCAGCAACAACAGCAACAGCAAUUAGUCGAUACCAGUCAACCGCCACCAAUCAGACCACCAACAUCGGCUGCACUACUGCCACCUCCAAAUACACAGUUGCAGAUGAUGCCACCGGCCUUUACGAUGCCCGGAGUGCCACGAAUGAUUAGUCACAUGGGCCUACAAAUGACGCAUGGAUUAAUGCCCAAUGUUCCGAUUGGAGUUCCACCGCCUAAUAUGCAGAGUUUGCUGGGACCUGGUAUGAUGCAGACCAUGUUAACACCAUCAGUUAACCCGCCAUUUGGAGCAGGUGUUGGCGUAAGUUUAUUGACGCAAAUUCCGAUGCCCGCACCUGCUGCAGCGCCUUCGGAUAAACCAAACUCUACUGGUAUGCCGCACAACGUUCCGCCGAUCGGAGUACCGCCACCCACAACGGAGACGAAUAUGCCGAAUUUGCCAAUGCUACGGCAGCCGUAUGGAGUGGGUCCGGCGCCGCCAAUGCAAAUGCAACUACCUCAACAACAUCAUUCAGACGAUAUGGACGUGGAGAUGGAGGAUGCGAUGCCGCAGAAUCUAAGUAACAAUGUGCUCAAAGAUAAGCAGCCAAACCUCAGCGAUCAGUUAAUCGCAGCGAUGAAUAUGGGUGGUAACGUGAACGAUGGUCGUUUGGAGAACGAUCAAGCUCGCGAAUAUAAGGAACGGGAACGCGAUCGAGAAAAUAGGGAGAGAAGAGAUCGGAAUGAACGAGAUCGUGGAGAUCGUAUGGACGUAGGUGAAUGCAGGAUGGAUCGUAGCAGAGACAGAGGACGAGGACGAGAUCGCGGUCGAGAUAGGCGGAGAGACAAUCGCGAAGGUCGGGACAGGGAGAGGGAUGAAAGACGUGACAGAGAGAAUCGAGAGACCCGGGAGAACCGGGACAGCGGCGCCAGACAUUCAGAGGGAUUGAAUGCACAGAAUCAAAACGUCCAGGAAAACGAGAGCAUGGCGAAAAAAGAAGGCAAGCCUAGUUUAGCUGAUCGACUACGACAAUUAGCGGAUGGUACGUUGCCGUUGGAUGAUCGAAUGGAUAGAAAUGUACGCGGUAACCGAACAAUUGAGCGCAGUAACGAGCGAACCGACAGGAAUUUUGAGGAGAGCCCCGGAGGAGGAGGAGGAGGAGCAGGAAGUGGCGGAGGAGGAGGAGGAGCAGCAGCAACAGCAGCCGCAGGAGGAGGAGGAGCUGUGCGGCGACCACUCAGCGACAUGCCGAUCUCAUUGAUGGAUUUGCCGAAGUUUAGCGGAGUUCUACCACCAGAUCGAACAGAUUUUCCACGAGGACCGGAUUUCCGAGGUGGACCACAGGACGCGCGGGAAUUUCCGCAGCGCGGUCUAACUGAUCGAUCUGACCGACAGAAUUUCCCACCGCGCAGUGGUCCAAGAAGUUCACAAAUGGACGACUUCUUGGACCCUAGAAUGCAGUCUGGCAUAUUCCCGGAGGACUACGAGGGAAGAUUAGGUCACAAUGGGCCCCGGCCUGAUGACUUUCCGCCGGCCAGGCUGGGUCCGACUCGUGAAGAGUUCGAACGACCGGAAGUGCGCAGUCGUAGACCACCUGUGGAUGAAUAUGAACGAGAGCGUUUCGAGUAUGAGAUAAGGCGCGAUGGAUUCGAUCCGCGAAUGCAAGAUGGGUUUGAUCCCAGAGGUCACAACGAGCGACCAGACUUUGAUCCUCGCAGAAGAGAAUUCUUUGGCCCGUUAGAACCUGUGUUCGGAAUGCCGCCAUUGAUGGGUCCAAAGGGGCCGAGAGGACCCGAUGGAUUUGGACCACGCGGAUCCAGAGGACCUGGUCCUCUAAUGUUCCAUCCACGAGGAAUGGGUCCGAGAAGUAUGAGACCUGGGAUGAGGCCACCGUUUGCGCCCCGAGGACCGCCGUUUGAUCCCAGAGAAGCAGAUUCCUUUUUCCGACCACCAUUUGACGAAAUGCGCGGUCGUCCCGGGCCGCAUAUUCGACCGCCAUUUGGCCCGAUAGGUCCGCCAGUUAUGCACGGACCGGAUGGACUGUGGAGAAAUCAGGAGAGCGGCGGUGGACCACCGCCUGCGUCAUGGUCCGGGCAGGAUCCCGAUGGACAUGGGCAACGAGAAAAUCAUUUACCAUCGCGAGACAAGCAAAAACUUCUAGCGAAGCAUCAAGAUUACAAAAACAUAUCCGAGAAUCGCAAUCGGAAUCGCAAGUCGAGAUGGGGUAACAUCAGUCCACCGCUUAUGGAUGACGAGAUACAGCCGUCAGAGGACGCCGAGAGCAAAACGAAAGCGUUUGCUGACGGCGGUGGGGAACUGGAAGCGAAGGGUAAUUUUGACACUUCAUCUUCCACCGACCAACACGAUCUCUUAAUGCAGAGGGAACAAGAACUGACAGCUCGCGAACAAGACGCGAUGCGCGGUGACGUAGAGAACGAAUUGGGGAGUGUAUCGAACGAGGGCAACCGUGAGGCCAGCUAUAGAAAUGAUGAAAAUCGAGCUAACAUUUACGAAAUUGACCACGCGGACCAUUUCCCUAACAAUGAUUUAGCACUAAAGCAGCAGGAACAGUGUGAAUACGAAACACCCAUUCCAGCUGAGAAUUCAGCCCAACAAAGUGCGGUGCAACCGAUUGAACAAAUAGGGCACCUCAGUGAGAACUAUAGUGAUCAAUCAGUGGAACAAGUGAGUUCGUUAUAAACAAAAAUAGAAAAAGAGCGAGAGAAUGAAAGAAAAAGAUAAAAAGGAAGAAGAAAGAUCGAUAUUGAAAAAAAUUACCAAAGUAAAGCAUAAAGAAUCUUCAGGCAGAUUCGUGUAAAAUAUCAUUUGAAUCGAUGUACAUAGAGUCAUGCGAAAGAACGAUUGAAAGAAAGAGAGAGAUUGAAAGAGUGAAAACACGAUUCGAUUUUAUGGAUUCUGAAUUAUCGCAUUCUGGAGUGGUGGAGAGUCGUUGGGUGCCAGUGAGUUUUCUUUUGUCUUUUAUUUUUUUUUUUUUUUAAGUAUCUUUCAGUCGUCAAAGUAUUCUCAGUUGUUAACUCUCGUGUAAGUCUCGAUCAAGAUUUUUUCUCAAUCGAAAUCUGCUGCCUAAAUUAAUUGCUGUGAUAGUGAACACAGGACCUGUUUAUCCAUGUAGAGAUGUGUAUAUAUAUA